This is a messenger RNA of Andrographis paniculata, 927 nucleotides long. Its product is annotated as 40S ribosomal protein S5. Gene Ontology annotation, cellular component: cytosolic small ribosomal subunit; ribosome. Lineage: Eukaryota; Viridiplantae; Streptophyta; Magnoliopsida; Lamiales; Acanthaceae. The record is from RefSeq and is a predicted model, not a curated record. Bases 113 to 739 code for a protein of 208 amino acids. Gene Ontology annotation, biological process: ribosomal small subunit assembly; translation. The transcript has 5 exons. Gene Ontology annotation, molecular function: rRNA binding; structural constituent of ribosome; mRNA binding.
GAGACUUUUAGGGUUUUAGUAUCUGCUGUCACACCUCCUUGCCGCCGGCCAGCAGCUUUGAUCGAUCUCUCCCGGGGCAACAAUCGAUCGGAGUUCAGAUCUGUCUGCAGGUAUGGCCACAGAAGCGGUAUUAACAGCCGGAGACGAGGCGGAUAAGGUUCACACCGGUGUUUUGCUAUUCAACCGUUGGUCCUAUGACGAAGUCCAGAUUAAUGAUAUCUCUGUGGAAGACUAUAUUACUGCAACUGCUGCCAAGCAUCCGACAUAUAUGCCUCACACAGCUGGGAGGUACCAGGCAAAACGAUUCAGGAAGGCUCAGUGCCCGAUUGUCGAGAGGCUAACCAACUCCCUCAUGAUGCAUGGAAGAAACAAUGGGAAGAAGCUGAUGGCAGUCCGCAUUGUGAAGCAUGCCAUGGAGAUCAUUCAUUUGUUGACUGACCAGAACCCAAUUCAAGUUAUUGUUGAUGCUGUUAUCAACAGUGGUCCAAGGGAGGAUGCAACCCGUAUUGGUUCAGCCGGAGUUGUUAGAAGACAAGCUGUUGAUAUAUCUCCACUGCGCCGCGUCAAUCAGGCGAUAUAUCUGCUCACCACCGGUGCCCGUGAAAGCGCUUUUAGGAAUAUCAAAACAAUCGCCGAGUGCCUUGCUGACGAGCUUAUCAAUGCUGCAAAAGGAUCCUCUAACAGUUAUGCUAUUAAGAAGAAAGACGAGAUUGAGAGAGUUGCCAAGGCCAACCGUUGAGAUUUCAAAGAUUUCGGACAUUAUGUUUGUCUCGUUUUACCCUUGAUGACUUUGGAUGUUGCUGAAAGCAUGAAUAGUGCUGGAUGCUCAGUGUUUUUGUUUAAUUUUGUUGGGAGUUUUAUGAAUUAGAUAAAUGGGAACCUGGAUGUUGCUUUGCCUUAAUAUGAGAGCAUGUUUUUAACCAUAAA